Molecule: messenger RNA, 5087 nt
Organism: Oncorhynchus tshawytscha (Chinook salmon)
Lineage: Eukaryota; Metazoa; Chordata; Actinopteri; Salmoniformes; Salmonidae
Gene: mybl2a
Product: v-myb avian myeloblastosis viral oncogene homolog-like 2a
Exons: 8
Coding region: 815-3376 (853 amino acids)
Biological process (GO): regulation of DNA-templated transcription
Cellular component (GO): nucleus
Molecular function (GO): protein dimerization activity; DNA-binding transcription factor activity, RNA polymerase II-specific; RNA polymerase II cis-regulatory region sequence-specific DNA binding
Source: RefSeq, a predicted model, not a curated record
AUAACUAGUUAGAAGGGCCUGUGUCAUGUUAAAACUGCGUAGAAAUUCAGAAAUUAGCUUUAGGUGGGUGGGGGGGAGUUGACCCUCUGCUUUUCGGUAUUAUAUAACGUUACGAGUGCAACAAAUGCGUUGUUUCCGGAGAGCGUUGAUGGUCUUGAACGUACCCUUCUUCCUUAGCCCUGUUCCCGGGCAAAAAAAAAAUCUGCUACUAAAAAAACGCUAGGCGCGAGAUAAGAAAUUGAAACGCAUGAGUCUGGUUGAUUCGUUUUCCACAGUUUAGCUACUCUAUUUUCAAAGUAUUGUAACUUAUUAAAGUUGUUUGUUACGGUUAGAGUCCCGCGUCGGUUGAAACAGACGGGACUGUGAGGCAAGGCCGCGACAGUUGGGGUUUUUGGGAGGUUUGCUGGACCCUCCUAGAAGCUGGGGGGGAAAUGUCCGGUUGGCCGCGCGGGUAAGCCAAUGCAAUGGGUUUAUACCGUUUAUCUUAUUCAGUAGUGAAAAUGAGCCAUGUGCAUCAACUUAUUCCACCAGAACCUGGAACUGUGACUGUAGACCAGAGAGCGAAAAUGCCUUGGUAAAUUGUGACGUUAUACUUCCAGUGGUCUUCGUGUGCAAUUUGGUUGUAAUCCCGGAAGCUAGUCUCGCUAGCUAACGUUGACUGUUCAGUAACAGUUAAACAGCCCGUUUAGAAAGCCGUUGUUAUCGUGGCCAGCAGUCGGCUAGUAGUUGUUUGCUAGCAGGCUGGACACGUUCGCUAACGUUACCGGCAUCUUCACUACCAGUUGCAGUCAAGAAUACGUUUUUUUCUGUCAACAUGCAGAGUGAAGAUGGAGAUGAAAUGCUGUGUGUUGACACAGACUCUGAUGUGGCGGAACAGCGGGAGAGUUAUAAAGUUAAAGUGAAAUGGACGCAUGAGGAGGAUGAGAAUCUAAAGAUCCUGGUGCACAACUUUGGAAAUAGUGACUGGACAACUAUCGCCAGCUUCCUACCAGGACGCACAGAGUAUCAAUGUAUGCACCGCUAUAUGAAGGCUCUAGAUCCAGAUUUAAUCAAGGGGACUUGGACCAAGGAGGAGGACGACAAGGUCAUUGAGCUGGUGAGUAAAUAUGGGACCAAGCAGUGGGCGAUGGUGGCCAGGCACCUGAAGGGUCGCCAGGGGAAGCAAUGCAGGGAGCGAUGGCACAACCACCUCAACCCGGACGUGAAGAAGUCCUCGUGGACCCCAGAGGAGGACCUGAUCAUCUACAAAGCCCACUGUGUCCUUGGGAACCGCUGGGCGGAGAUCGCCAAGCUUCUACCUGGAAGGACGGACAAUGCUGUGAAAAACCACUGGAACUCAACCAUCAAACGUAAAGCCGAGAUGGGAGCAUAUGUUAUGGAUGAUGACGGGAGCCCGCUACCACCCACUUCUCUGGAGCAGGGCGAGGUAGAUUUUCGUUGUGACGUUGUUUUGGACACGGAGCCUGAACCUCCAGAGGUGAUGAGGCAGUAUAGAGAGGCUAUAGACCCCAUGCUAAAAAUUAGGCCAAAAAAGGACUCUCACCCAGUCAGGUCAAAGACAGUGGUGUUCCCGCCUGUCUUAGCCAAGAGGGACUCCAACAGCCCCUGCUCUAGCUCCGGUCCUAGCAGCGUCCCCACUCUCCACCAGUCUCGCCAGAAGAGCAUCACAGAGGCCGUAUUGCGGAUGAUAGCGGAGGACAUGCUGCCCCUCAGCUUCGUGGAGGGCUCAGGCUUCAGGAGCUUCAUGUCUGUGAUAGGCCCCCAAUAUCAGAGGCUGUCCCAGCGUGCCGUGGGCCUCCGUCUGUACGACGACGUGGAGAAGGCAAUCAAGCCCCAUCUGAUCCGCGACCUGAAGACCUGCUUGGCUGCCAGCGCGGGCGAUGCCGUUGUUCACGCCACCCUGGACCUCUGGGCCAGCCCCUACGCCGACCCUGUUGUCGCCGUGCAGUUGCACUUCCUGGAUGAUGACUGGCACAUCCACCGGCCCACCGUGGCCUUUCGCCACAUCGGCCACAAGAACAUGAACGUGGCCAUGGCCCGGGAGCUGGAAGCCGUGCUGCUGAGCUAUGGCCUGUUCCCCAACAAUCUGGGUUACAUCAUCACCAACGAGGCCAAGCACACCAUCGCUGCCUACGACCUCUUUUGCGACUAUAGGAUCAUGUGCUCGUCUCAGAGGGGCGACCCGGACGAAGAGGAGAUGCUAGCCUUCCUGGGUGACAAGAUGCCCACGGAGGACUUCUCAGAGAUCCAGUUUGGCACGCGCGUGGGCUGCGUCGCCAACAUGCUGCAGCUGGUGAUCAAAGAGGCUCUAAAGAACUCUCGCGUGGUGGAGAACCUGCUGUCUCAGGUGCACAACGUGGUGGCCUUCUUCCGCCGCAGCGCCUACUGGAACGAGGUGCUGCUGAAGGAGUGUGGCCUGUCACUGGCCCCCUCACCCGGCAGCUGCCGCUGGAAUUCCACCUUUGUGUCGAUGCGGCGGAUGGUACAGGAGGCUGUGUGGGGCUCAGUCAUGACCCUGCUUGCCCAGGCCCGCAUUGAGGCCAAGGACUCGUCCAGCUCCCCGCCCAUGGUGAGGGCCAAGCGGGAGCAGGUGGUGGACAUCAUCGGCCUGCUGGAGCCCUUUGAGGAGGCCAUCCAGGUGCUUCAGAGCGAUGCCGUCACCUUCUCCCUCAUCAUACCCUCCCUGAUCGGCCUGGACAAGACCCUGGAGACCCGCUCAACCAACUACAGCCACUUCUCCAAGGGGCUCCGCUCCGGCCUGCAAACACACUUCCAGCCCCUCUUCCUGCAGAGGGACCUGAUCCUGGUCACGGUGCUGGACCCCCGCAUUAAGCUCCAGCCCUUCGAUGACGUGAAGCAGGAGGGGGACACCGCCUCCCUGGCCGCCCCCACCAAGUUCCAGGUCCAAAUGCUGGUCAAGUCGUUGGUCAGCGACAUGGAUUCCUCGAACCCAGUGAAGCAAGAGGAGAGUGAAGAGAUCCAGGAGGACUCUGAGGCCUCCAGCUCUAACAGUGGCAGCGGCAACCUCAAGCGCAAGUCCAUCUUCAGUUUCCUCCAGCCUGCGGCCAAGAGCAUGAAGCUGUCUGAGCUGGACCAGUACUUGUCAGAGCCUGUGCUGGAUGGGGACGGCUCCACCCAGGUUUUCUGGAGAGACGCCUCACGGUUUCCCCAGCUGCAGAGAGCGGCCAGGAAACUGCUGGCUGUGCCUGCCACCUCAGGCGGCUUUGAUCGACUCUUCCCCAUGGCGUCCUGCAUCGUCAGGGCCAAGAGGAGCCGGCUGCCCCCUCACACCACUGAGAGGCUGCUGAUCUACAGGGAGUCCCUGAGGGCGAAAGACGGGAGGUCCAAUUUCAAUGGCGCCACUAAACCGUCAUAGACAUGCUGAACACAGUGCCUGCUACUGCCCUAUAUAUCUCAUUAUCAGUCCUGUGCGUGCAGGGUCUCUUACCCUAAUCUGUUACUCGAUUGUCAUCCAAGUUUACAUGAUUGAACAAUGAGCCGGGACAAAACCCUGCACACCAAGGAUUGAGCUUUAAGGGCUGAGUGAUGUCAUGUCAACAAAUGUAACACAACAGAAAUAAUACCUCUAAAUAAUGUUAUUUUUGUAAUUAUGAAGUUAAUACAUUUUAGAUAUGUAAAGAAUUUGGAAAGAACAUGUUUGGUACACCUUGUAAUGGACGAUAUGGUAAGAUGGCCAAUUAUCUUUGAGUGUAUCCUGGAAACUUUUCUUUACUUUUUGUGUUUGGAGUUUGAAUCUGCAAACAGAUAUCGGAAAUGAAAUCUUCUACAUAAGCAUUCUUUUCAUUACCUACUGUAGUUUUUUCUUUAAAGGGGCAAUCAGCAGUUGCUAUAGCCGUUUUUGGACUUAUCAUUAAUUUAUAUGUACCCAUUGAUUCAUGAAGAAUAUAACUUAUAAAUGCCUCAUGAGCUUAACUCAACUGCCAUACCCUAUCAGAACCCGAAAUAUAAGUUUGUUUUACUCUAAAACUAUAUUAUAUUUUGAUAUCAUGGAUGGUCAGUCCUUGCAUCCAAUGGCUCUGUCUAUGAAUUUGAGAGUGGUUACUUUUCUCUAGCCCCAUCCCUCAAUUCUUUACUGAAACGGGGAUGGUGAGGACGCUUUGUUAUUGUUUCUGCUGCCGAUUGUCGCUUUAAGGAUCACGUAGCAAUACAGGGAACCUGUGUUAUACAGUGACAAUUGAGGUCAUUGAAUGGUGAGUGGUUUUUUUCUGAUUUGUUUGGUCAAACACAACUUUCAAUCAAUGGACAUUGUUUGCGUAUAUUACUGUAAACAGGUCUUCAUCUUGUUGACAUAUUUCACCAAUAGAAAGUGCACUUUUCUCUACCUCUUCAUAUCUCUACAACUUUGAGGUUUCAGUUGCUUUUCACUGUGAACUCUUGCUUGGGGACUAAUCGCAUAGCAAGUAGUGCUAGAAUAGUAGAUUGAUAUACUGCUUUUCUUUUGAAGCUGCACAAAUGUUAAUUUGUAUCGGCUUGGAAUGAGUGAUCAUUUCUAAGUGUACUUAUUUAAAUAAAACAGUUCCUUAAGAAAUUCAUUUGAAUUUGAAUGUACAGUAGGGGCAGUUUUUGUUAACUAAUGAUGAGUAAUGACAGAGUAAGAUGUCUUUAUACUGUAUGCAACUGAGUCGAGCAGUUAAGUGGUUUCCUUGCCCAAGCCUAUAGUAUUGGCAGUAUUUCUCCUCCCUGAUAUUGUCUGGAAAUGUCACUAUUUCAUUCUUUAUUCUUAUUAAUUUUGUGAAUAAAUAAUUAUCAUUUUCUAAGACUAAAAUGUGUCAGGAUAUCCACACAACUGUAAUUUCUCCAUGUAUUUAUUCUAUUUGCUUGAAACUAACAAUGCCUUGAAUGAAUGCAAUUUACUCCAAUCAUGUAAUGUCAUGGAUUUCGAUUUUUUAAUUUUUUUAUUGGGCUUAUUUUGGGGGAGAUUGUGUUAAACAAAUGCACCCCCUCGAUGUUUCAUGAACUACUGGUAAUUCAUAUAGUACUGUGUCCAAUUUCCCUUUCUCUCACAAAACAACUGUCUUUAGUUGGGCUGAAAUGUAUGGAAAAUAAAGACAUUCAAUUUUAUUGUU